AUGGCAGCCAAGGCUUAUAGCCCCUCUGAAGGGGGUUUUCUGCCUUCAUCAGUAGGUUUAGUCCUUGUUCACUUGAAUGACUCUGAUAAGCUAAGUAGAUCCUACCCCUGGGCCAGCAAGAGCAGGAAAAGUCAGCUCUCUGAACUCUGCCGGCUUGGAGCAUCUCUGUCAGGGAAGAAAUGGAGCUCUUACUGUUUGUCUUCACUGGCAGCUCGUAACAUUUGUGCCAGCAAAAUUGGUAACUCGUGGACUCAGUGGGAUUCUGCCUCUCUCUCCACUUCCAUCAGAAGUUCUGCUUCUUGUUCCUUUUUGCAUGCCCUUGCUGCAGAGGAAUCCAGCCAGUGCCUCCCAACUGCUGCACGCAAUCCAAACAAAGCCAUCUUCACCGUGGAUGUCAACACAACAGAGAUCCUAGUGGCUAAUGACAAAGCCUGCAAGCUGCUUGGGUGCAGUAGUCAGGAACUCAUUGGUCAAAAGCUGUCCCGCUUGAUAUCCAAAUCCAGUCAAGAUGUAUGGGAAGCUGUGGGUGAGGACUACAUAGAAACUGAUGAAUGUUCAUCGCUGGUUUCAGGAACUGUGGUGGAUGUUAGAGGCCAUCUGAAAGAGAAGAUUCCUGUCUCGGUCUGGCUGAGGCGAAUAAGAAGCAAGGACAACCAGUGUUGUGUGGUUGUGCUCGAACCAGUGGAAAGACUUUCAGCUUCUGUUUCCUUCAGGGUUGACGGAGAGAUUACAUCAUGUGACCUCCUUUUUGCCCAUCUCCAUGGCUACCCAACAUUGGAAGAAGUAGUUGGGCUCCACAUAAAGGACCUGAUUCCUUCUGUGCAGAUCCCUCCUCUAGGCAAAAAAAUCCCAAAGAACCUUAGGAUCCAGCAAGCUGUAGGCCAGUCCAGAGAGGGUAACAUGUUUCCUCUCAGUUUAAAGCUGCAAAUAAGCCUUCUGGAGGAGGACCAAGCAGCAGUGCAGAAAGAUGGUGUUCCGCAGACAGAAAAAGAAGGCUCUUUCACAUGCUAUCAUUAUUCUGCUACAGUCGUGGUUUUCUCCACCAUCAGUGGUCUUAUUACUGUCCAGUCAGAUGGAACCAUCUGUGGCAUCAAGGAUAGUUUCGCUUUAAUGCUCUUUGGCUAUGAGAAGAAAGAACUGUUGGGAAAGAACAUUACGUUCCUGAUCCCUGGUUUCUAUAACAACAUGGAGACAAGCAGUGACUGUGCUUUGCCAUUACCUCCUCUUGAUGACUCCACAGGGACAGAGAACAGCAGCUUUGUGGCUGCAUCUUUAGCAAGCCUUCUGUCAAGAGAUGAAGAGCAGAAAUUGGAAAGAAGACAUGAAGAUGACAAAUUAAUACAUGAUGAGACUAAACAAAAGAAUGGGACCAGUUUAUUUUCUACUCCCUCACCUCCUGAAGUGGCAUCCACACUCUCUAAUAGGCUAGAAGACAAUCUAGAUACUGCAUCCUAUGGCCCAAUUAAGCUGCCUUCUGAUGUUACCUGUAACUCACCUGGAACACCAACAAUAGAUGAGCCAUGGCAUUUAGAAAACUCUGAAGAAUCCUCCAAGGCAUUUCUUGAGAAGCCUGAACCUUUUGCAGAGACUGUGGGGAACAACGUCAACAGAAACCCACUGAAAAGCAAAGGUAGUCCUGAAGAAGACUGUCUGUUGCAUGGGCAGAAAAAUAUGGAGAUAAAAGUAACAUCAACCCCGGUGAAACAAGAAGGAAGGUUGAAUCCAGCAGCUCCUUUGACCUUGGAAAUUCUGGAAGGCAGCUACACUGGGAAUUGCUGUCACAGAGAUGGUUCACAAUUAAGUAUACUCUUUGAAGUGAAACGUGUAGAACUGCAGGACCCUGCCAUACUUUUCUGUGUCUGGGUGGUGAAAGACCUUCUACAGAGCCAGAAGGAAGCUGUAGCAAAGACUCAGCUUUUGGUCUCCAGUCUAGCUAGCUCUGUCCAGUCUAUUGCAGAUCUUUCUACACAUAGUCUUGGAGAACUGCCUCCUGAGAUGCUGCAUUCCGGGUGGUGUACAGAAACUGAAGAGCUUGAAGUAUUAAGGGCAUGUGAGGGAGAAUACGCAAAAAAUUACAACACUUUCAGUCUUAUUGGCAAAGGAUCUUUUGGCUUUGUCUGGACUGCCAGGGGCAAGAAAGAUCACCAGGAGGUUGUCGUAAAGUUCAUCUGGAAGGAGAAGGUGCUUGAGGACUGCUGGGUAGAUGAUCCUGAUCUGGGGAGAGUUACUCAAGAAAUUGCAAUCCUGUUGAAGCUGGAGCACCCCAAUAUCAUUAAGGUGCUAGAUGUAUUUGAAAAUGAACACUUCUUCCAGCUGGUGAUGGAGAAGCAUGGAUCUGGUCUGGAUCUCUUUGCAUUCAUUGAUAAUAAGCCCAACUUGGAUGAGCCAUUAGUGAGCUAUAUAUUCAGACAGCUUGUGUCAGCUGUUGGGUAUCUCCACUGUAGAAACAUCCUUCACAGAGAUAUAAAGGAUGAAAACAUUGUCAUUGCUGAAGAUUUCACAAUUAAAUUAGUCGACUUUGGUUCAGCUGCCUACCUGGAACCCAACAAAUUGUUUUAUACCUUCUGUGGGACAAUUGAAUACUGCUCACCAGAAGUGCUCUCUGGCAAACCGUACCAUGGCCCUGAGCUGGAGAUGUGGUCACUUGGUGUCACCCUUUAUACCCUAGUAUUUGGAGAGAAUCCCUUCUGUGAGUUGGAGGAGGCCGUGGCAGCUGUCCUGAAUCCUCCUUGGCCUGUGUCAAAAGGUCUCAUGGAUCUCAUUACUGGGCUGUUGCAUUCAGUUCCAGAGCAGCGCAUGACUCUAGCGGUGUUAGUAGAGGAUUGUUGGCUGAAGCAGCCUGUAAACCUGGGUGAUUAUACCUGGGAGGAGGUAUACAUCUCUGUUGAGACAGGUGAGACGAUGUUCUGA
Messenger RNA from Nipponia nippon (crested ibis), 2910 nucleotides. The record is from RefSeq and is a predicted model, not a curated record. Lineage: Eukaryota; Metazoa; Chordata; Aves; Pelecaniformes; Threskiornithidae.